UCUAAAAUUCAAGCUCAAUCUUAUCAUUUCUUAUCAAUGUCCAAUCCAAACCAACGAAAUCAUCUUCUACCAAUUCAUAAUCUUCCAUCUGAUAUAGUAGAAAAUAUUCUCACCUUUUUACCCAUCAAAGGGGCAAUUGUUGCUUCGACUAUAGCUCAAAGGUUCAAGACAUCAUGGCAUCGUAACCGUAGAUUUUUGUUUGGUAGAGAGUUUUCUACUCGCUAUGGCCAACUAGAGUUGGCCACAAUGGUUGAUCAUAUGUUCAAUUCGCACCAUGGCGAAGAGAUUAAAACUCUUAGAUUACACAUCGAUCCUAUUGGGAUCGAAGCGCUGCUUAAGAAAUGGCUAAACAUAUGUGUUAAAAAAGAUAUAGAAGAACUUGAAUUGUAUUUUUUUCGAUUGGGUUUCACAAUUGAAUUUAGUGUUCUUGACGGACUACACAAGUUGAAAACUCUAAAAUUAAUCAAUUGUGAAAUUCAAUUGCUCAAAGAUCCAGUUGGUUUGCGAUUUUUGCACACUUUGAAUCUAUGGAAGCUCAAUCUCACUCAAGAGAUGUUUGAUAUAUUGAUUUCUCAUUGCAAGAUGCUUGAAACUCUUGAUUUGUAUUUUUGUUUGAUAUUUAAGAAAAUGAAAAUAGUUGGUAGUAACAACAAACAAUUCAAAAAGUUGAGAAUUGCUGGUUGCCGUGACUUGGUUGAUAUUAAAAUUGAUUCAUCAACUCUUAGUUCAUUUUUUUACCAUGGAAAAUUGCCUAGAAUUCAAUUUGUUCAAGCAAUGAGAUUGUAUGAGGCUUAUUUUUACAUUAUACCUUCAAGAAACUACAUUCAACCUGCUCAGCUUGAAGCUCUAGCAAAUGAUUUUUCUAAGGUCGCUGUUCUCACCACUUCAUCUAUACUUAUAGAGGUUUCGUGA
Molecule: messenger RNA, 912 nt
Organism: Cicer arietinum (chickpea)
Lineage: Eukaryota; Viridiplantae; Streptophyta; Magnoliopsida; Fabales; Fabaceae
Source: RefSeq, a predicted model, not a curated record